AUGCUGGGGCCCCCCGUUUUCCGGCUGCACCAUGGGGCCUCGAGGGCCUGGAGCCUGUGUCGUCAGCUGUCGACCCGGCGCCCACAGAAGGGUGGCGCGCAGAUUGUCGUCUCCAGGAUUGGAAAUGGGUCGUCCAUUCUUCGCCUCACCCAUGCUUCACCUGUGCGUUUGCUUCCCAUGGUCAACUCGGCAGUAGAGCGGAGUGGUGUGGCAUGGUGCGCAAUCGGCAGCUUCGGGGGCGGUCUUCUGGCUGGAGAUGAGGUUGACAUGGCAGUAGAAGUUCAACCUCAUGCCGCGCUCACCCUAGUGACCCAGGCUUCCACGAAGGUCUAUCGAACCGACCAAGAUGUCAAAGCAGUUCAGCGAGUUACUGCCACCAUCGCGAAUGGAGGACUCUUGGUGCUUGCCCCAGAUCCUUUGGUCCCGUUCGCAAGUUCGCAGUAUUCUCAAGAGAUGCGCUUCACGCUGAAGUCAGAUGCAAGUGAUGCUACCCACUGUAGCAAAGCAAAUGAAAUGGCAUCCGCUGUCAUUGUGGACUGGCUGGGGGCAGGCAGAACUGCUUCGGGAGAGCGGUGGGCUUUCGACCACUACAGCUCUCGAUUCGAAUUCGUUUGGGAAGGAUGUGGAUCGCGGCUAGUUGAAGCACUGCGCCUGAGCAAAGAUGACUGCAAGUUCUUUGACAAUCCGCUUCAAUCCUUCGAUGCAUUCGUCAACAUUUUUGCGUGUGGAUCGCGUGCUGCACCUGUGGUCAGUAGAAUAAAGAGUGCUGCGCUUCUUCUCGCUGCGAGAACAGGGGCAAGAGUGAGGUCGCCAGCAAGCAGUGCGACAGGCGAUUGCCCGGAUGCAAUCUUGCCGCAGCUGAAGGGCAGAGCGAUCAUGGGGGUUACCACUGAUGAAAAAUCUGGGUGCACGGUGGCACGUCUCAUGGCUGAAAACUCUGAAGACGUCUAUCGCCUUCUUCACUUUUGCAUGGAACCCCUUGCAAGCUGUUUGGGUGCUGAGCCUUAUUCUGACCGGGUGCAUGGUGCGGGACCAUUUGAGAUUGUUCAGACACGUGAGCCCCAGGCUCCAUCCACAAGAUCCCGGAAGCCCAAGCAAGCUGAAGUUUUGGAGCUGAAUCUUCAGCACCAGUUUGCCUUAUGUCAUUUGACUGAUUCUUCACUGCCAGUUGGCGGCUUCGCCCAUUCCGGUGGGAUCGAAGCUGCCUUGCAGCUAGGCCUCCUCAACCGGCGGGAAGGUGAUGUAGAUUCCGUGGACGGACUUCGCAACUUUGUCAAGAUGCUGUCACUCUCAGCGCUACGCUUGCAGGGCCAAUUUCUGAGGAGAGCCUACCAGCUUGAUCGGCGGGGUGAUUCUAAGGAUGUUUGGCAGGAGCUAGAUGCGGAGUUGCAUGCCCAUCUCGCUGGCGGCUUGGCUUGUCGGGCAUCGCUGCUUCAAGGAGCUGGCUUGAGCCGCCUUGGUCGCCGCUGGUGUGAAUUGGACAGGAGCGGGCACUUUGCCAGCGUUUUCGGGCUCCUUUGUGCCAGGCAAGCUGGAUGA
This is a messenger RNA of Symbiodinium pilosum, 1539 nucleotides long. The record is from the annotation of a GenBank genome assembly. Lineage: Eukaryota; Dinophyceae; Suessiales; Symbiodiniaceae.